CACUACUAUAUAACAAAUAAUUUGAGGUAGUAAGACCCAGGGGACCACUAUGCCCGGAACAAUCACCCCAGCAACAGACUUUAGUGCUGACAAGGACUGUCAGGAACUGAGGAACGCUAUGAAGGGUCUGGGAACUAACGAGACUAAAAUAAUAAACAUCCUGGGAAACAGGAGCCGCGAACAGAGACUACAAAUUGCUCUCGUGUUUAAGACGAUGUACGGCAAAGAUCUUCUAAUGGAGUUUAAGUCGGAGUUAAGCGCCAACUUUCUCCGACUUUGCAAGUGCUUACUUUUCUCAAUUCCUCAAUACCUGGCCAAAGAACUUAAACGUGCAAUGAAGGGAAGUGGUACGGACGAACGAGCACUAGUCGAGAUCCUGGUGGGGUUGGAUAAUAGGGGUAUUGCUGAAGUGAAGCACAUUUAUAAAUCAAUGUUUGAAGCAGAGUUGGAGCGGGAGAUAGUGAGCGAGACGAGUGGCGACUUCAAGAGACUGGCUCUGAGUCUGCUACAGGGAAACAGGGACGAGAACGAUGUGGUGGACAAGGAGGUGGCAAAGGAAGAUGCCUUGGAACUUUUCAACGCGGGAAUUAACAGAUUUGGAACGGAUGAGUCCAACCCCACAUUUCCUGUUGGAGUAUUUCGAAAUAAGCUAUUGACCCGUCGCUACGAAGAUAGGUUCAACAGUAUUCUGUGCGCUAGAAGUUAUCGUCAUCUCAAGAUGGUGUUCGCUGAGUACAAGAUGAAAUACAGGCGUGAAUUGACAAGUGAUAUGCAGAAACUUUUGGAAUGGCGAAAAAACGUCACAAUCGAGCCAAAAACCUCAGAGAGGGCCGGGGUAGCAGGGGAAGAUAUCGAGAAAUCUAUCAGAUCAGAAAUGUCGGGAGAACUGGAAUUAGGAUUCCUUUCUAUCAUUAAAAGGAUAAAAAAUACACCAACAUAUUUUGCAGAGGAGCUUUACAAGUCGAUGAAGGGUCUGGGAACUGAUGAUGAUCAACUGAUAAGAAUAAUAGUGUGGAGAUCUGAAAUAGACCUGGUGGAGAUAAAGGGAGCAUUUGAAAGUUUGUACGCCAAACCUCUCCGAGACUUCAUUAAAGAAGACACGAGUGGGGACUUCAAGACUCUCCUUCUAACAAUCCUCAAAUAAACGAAUCCUGUGACUUCAACAUGUCGCCCCACUCCAACUCGUCCCAUUACAAUCAUUGUAAUGUAAUCAUCUUCUGUCUUUAUCGCUGUGUAAUAGUAACAAUGUUACAAUGUUAUUAACAUAAGUCAUUCUAUUAAUUUGCUUCAAGUUUUAUAAAAAUUUUAAAGAUUUUCUUCCCUGCAGUUAAACUUAAUAGAAUCGUUUAAACAGAUGUAUUGCUAUUGCUAUUUCUAUCGAAUUUAUUAGUCGAUAAGUUUCUUAUAAAUGUAUGAAUUAAAUUUUCUUUUUUCAAUACAGAACCUCAAUAUUGAGACUAUUCUUGCACGAAGAUUUUGAUUUUUAAUUAUCUUUAAAUAUGGACGCGGAUAAAAAUAUCUAUCCGCUUAAAGGGCAAAUAAAAUGCCAUGAAUUUCUAAAUAAAUUAUCUUUUUUUCUAAAUCACUGUUCGAGCAAAUAAUUUUGCGACCUCACUUAAUUUUAUCGCCUUUUCACAAAAAUUAACUUACAUUCUACGAAUUACAUGUAUUGCCAUUGGACAUCCCAUUUAUCUCUUCUAACUAACUGCUGGUACAGAUUGUAAGUAUUCACAGACAUAUAUAUCGCCCCUGAUAUUUCAUGAUUUUUAUAAAACAGAAUAGUUUGAAAUAUAAUUUGGAACAUUACAGUAACGUUAUUCA
Molecule: messenger RNA, 1821 nt
Organism: Bolinopsis microptera
Lineage: Eukaryota; Metazoa; Ctenophora; Tentaculata; Lobata; Bolinopsidae
Product: annexin A11-like
Exons: 13
Coding region: 50-1144 (364 amino acids)
Cellular component (GO): cytoplasm
Molecular function (GO): calcium-dependent phospholipid binding; calcium ion binding
Source: RefSeq, a predicted model, not a curated record